Molecule: messenger RNA, 1913 nt
Organism: Crotalus tigris (Tiger rattlesnake)
Lineage: Eukaryota; Metazoa; Chordata; Lepidosauria; Squamata; Viperidae
Product: testis-specific serine kinase substrate-like
Exons: 7
Coding region: 415-1410 (331 amino acids)
Cellular component (GO): centriole
Molecular function (GO): protein kinase binding
Source: RefSeq, a predicted model, not a curated record
AGAGGAAGACACGCAGGCAGAGCUAAAUGAAUUUUGUUUAAAAAAAAGACGAUUUCAUUUAAAUAAAUUGGUUUGAAAUUUUUAAUGAUGUUUGGGUUUCACAUAUAGCUAAGCCAUAGUUCAACAUGAUUCAGUUAUAUCUAUGCAAUACUUUUGAGGUCAGCAUUACAGCUUUGGAUUAAUUUUCUUUCCAUUGAACUCUAUACCGACAUCAUAGAAUGUUGGUGAUAUAAAUGGUUGAUGGAAAAUUGGAGUCACAUGAUUGUCAGCACCAUGGCAACUGUUGUGAGGUCAUAGGAGCAGCUGGUAGAUCCUUGCCCUACUUGGAGGCGCUCUGGAUUAUAAGUGAUAGAUGUUCCCAGGUACAGGCAAGAAAAUUUGUGCUCGUACCAGAUAUCGACCCCCAAACCAGUAAUGGCCAACAUGGUGAAAACCAUCUGGCAAUUCAAAGAAAUAAAUGAGGCUGGAGACACACCAACAGGAAUUGAGAGUCAGACUCAAGGCAGCAAGGAGGAGUUUGGAAAGACUGCUAGUAUCUCCCAAAAGAAGAAAGGUAUCCCUUUCCAUGGAGUUAAGCCCCAUUUUACCAGUGAAAGUCCUAAUCUGAACUUGAAGCGUUCUUCUGCUUGUACUAAUGUUUCUCUCCUGAAUCUUACUGAUGGGGAACGUGAUGAUUCCACCACAGAGAAUGAAUCCACAGAUGAUGAGGGCUUGCCAUGGGGAGCAGGGGAUGAAAAAAGGGAUCUUCUAUUUCCCAUCAAACCAGCUUGGUCAGAAGAUGAAGACGAUGCUUCUAGCCAACAGGAAAGCUGCCAAACGGUGACAAAAGCUGUGGAGGAUGCAGAAAUUAAGACCAGCAUGCUAGAAGAAAACUCAGCCCUCUUGGAGGUGAGACAGAAGGAGAAACUGCAUAACUUGCAGCACCAGGUUCAAGUUGAAGACUUUCGUUGGAAAUGGAUGCUGGAGCUGGCCCAGAAGGAGGUCUUGCGGCUAUUGGCUCAGCUGGGGAUACACUUGGAGGGAGUGCUUCCCCAACGGGAAAGGACACAAGUGGAACAAGGCCAAGCACUCAGGAUGCUGCGGGAGGAACUGGAUGAAGUUUCUGCCACGGCAAAGCGAGCAUCAAUAUCACUGACUAAGCUCCGUGUAGAUCUGGAUGGGCUCUGGCAGGUGAAUCCACUCCUGGAAGAUGUAUCUCAAUAUCUUGGAACAUUCAAAAACAUAGAAACAUUCAAUUGGCCUCCUUCUACUUGUGCUAGAUGUUCCAGCUACAGCACUGCAAAUAUAGAGGUGCUGCAAAAGAUGUUUGAGAAUGCAACAGCACCAAUUUUGGAGGAGCUGAAGCAGCGGGCCCAAUCAGAAGGUAUAUGCCCCCGUUGCCAGCAUUUGCAGAAGACGAUGACACAGUGACGCACAGAGUAGACUAAGCCCAGACUUUCCUGCCCCCAAUAAAAAGAUUUCAGAGUGAAACCUUUCUGGAGCAUUCUUCUAACCUUGAGUCGAUGCUGGCCAGAUCAUGAUCUGGGAGAUUUGGAGCAGAUCCAUUUUGAUUAUGUACAAUCUGCAAAGCUACCUUUCCCUGAAUCCUGUUCCAUUAUAAUGUGACCUCAGUUCAUCAAAUUUCUGGCAGAAGUCUAUUUCAAAUAUUUGACUUUGAUAGAGUGGAGGUGAUCUUCAGUGUGCAAAGCACAUUUGUUUUUUCAUUGCUUAGCUCCCUUCUUGCUAGGCUCAUAGCAGUCCAAGAGUUAAACGCAGCCUCUGAAAGUCUUGAAUGCCUUUCUUGAGCUCCUCUGGUCCCUAUUGGCCAGUCAUCAUAUCUCUCCACCCACCCCCUGAGGAGCGAUAUGGCCAUCCAUUCUCUGUUGUUCUGAAAGUCUCCAUAUGGAAAUGCAACCAAAGCUCUGUUUUUGGAC